This is a messenger RNA of Bufo bufo (common toad), 1800 nucleotides long. It is a transcript of the gene TRADD, whose product is annotated as TNFRSF1A associated via death domain. The transcript has 6 exons. Gene Ontology annotation, biological process: positive regulation of canonical NF-kappaB signal transduction; extrinsic apoptotic signaling pathway. The coding region runs from base 380 to 1297 and encodes 305 amino acids. Gene Ontology annotation, molecular function: transmembrane receptor protein tyrosine kinase adaptor activity. Lineage: Eukaryota; Metazoa; Chordata; Amphibia; Anura; Bufonidae. The record is from RefSeq and is a predicted model, not a curated record. Gene Ontology annotation, cellular component: tumor necrosis factor receptor superfamily complex.
UGGAAGCGGCGGCGUGUGCAGGGUUGUGAAGGCGCUGGACAGGAGGGAGCUCUGGGGGACUGUGGAAGUACACCUAAAGUUGGUGACAACGCUGACGUCUUAAUGGGGGAAAGGUGUCGUAGCUCCUGACCUCCAGAUGUCACGUAUUCCCCCGUCCUGGAGACCGUGACUAUGACGGUGACGUUAAUGUGCCUCGGAGAUAGAUGCCACUUUCAUGUAAGGUGCCAUGUUUGGAACCAAGUACUGAGACUUGCACAACCAAUCUGGGCUUGGCAGGACUUACCAAACAAGUUGUGUUCAGGAGACGUCAUCUGUCCAGAACUGAGAAAAUAAGGAAAGGGAACAACUCCAGCCAGAGGAGACAUCACCUGCCUUAAAGAUGACAUCCUGUCCAAGUGACUGGAUUGGGAGCGUUUACCUCUUUAUCCAGUCAGAUUCUAUCAAUCUACCUCAGCAGUAUGACCUGUACAAAUCCAUUGUGUACAAUGCACUAAGGAACAACAUUUCAGAAUUCUCCGGAGGAUCCCCCAACUGUAUUGACAUCCUAAAAAUUAGUAAAAGUGACCAAGAGCUGAUCCUUCACCUAAAAUUCUAUGGAAAAUUGGCCUCCAAGAGAUUUCUUCAAGGCUACAGGGAGAAGAGGGUUCAUCAGCACAUACAAAAUCAGCUCUGUCAAUGUCUAAAAAUGGAGGCUCUUCAAGUCCACCUGGAGCUUAGAGUGGGCACAGAGAAGCUUGACACCCAACUGGAUGAAGAGGAGAAAUGUCUGCAGUAUAUUUUCUCUUUAAAGCCCUGUUAUCAGAAGGAUGAUGAACUUGCAGACCUGGAGAGAUGUUUGAUGAAUGUUUCAUUGGGGACAUUGCCACUUCAGCAAAACAGCAAUGUGCCUCCUUCAUCCUCUCCACAGAACUCCAACAAUGGAUCGCCACCACAUACCCUCCGCUCACUAUCAUCCGAGGGAAGCAGCUUCCAAUUCCAGGAUCAAGAGUUUAUUGACAGGCCUCUGACCUCUGAACAUCACCAGAUCUUUGCCAAGUUUGUAGGAACAUCUUGGAAAAAGGUGGGCAGGACAUUGAAGGAGAACUGCCCUGCAUUAGAAGAUCCAGCCAUAGAAACCCUGGCAUACGAAUAUGGUAGAGAAAGCCUCUAUGAACAAGCCUACCAGAUGCUCCAACGUUUCAUUGAUUGUGAAGGGAAGAAAGGCACCUUACAGAGACUUGUGGAUGCUCUCGUAAGAAAUGGACUGACUGGAAUCGCCGAGAAACUGCUAUCUGUGCAAGAAAACGGACUGAAUUAAGAGACUGGGAAGAAAUCAGGGGAGGACUUGUGUCAUCUAUAUUCACUUUGCUCUGUGCCUUUAAAUAAGUUGAUGGGCUUCCCUCAUGGUUAUACCUCAUCUAGUAGUGUUCAGGGGGCUUGUGCAGGACCAUUGACAAUAAUGUAAGUAAUGGACCAUCUCAGCAAUAUCAUGAAGAAGCUCCUAUAAUAUUCCAGGACCUCCUUUCAACGCUCUUCCUUAAGUGACCAGUCUACUUUGGUGUAAUGAACACUUUCUGAUUACUAUGGUCAUAGACAUUAUAGUUUUUAAUACUAGUGGUUUAAAAUUCAAUGAACAUCCCAUAAAGAGGUUACUAAAGUUGUAUGAUAUUAGAAAAAAGGAUCACCAUUCUUCCAUGGACUGUACCGUUACUGCAGCUCAGCCACAUUCAACAGAAUUGACCUGAACUGCAAUACCUGACACAGCCUAUGGACAGGAAUGGUGCGGUUUGUAUAAAAAAAGAGGAUAGACCCAUUUACGUU